Prunus armeniaca (apricot) is the source of this 621-nucleotide messenger RNA. NCBI's taxonomy places the organism in Eukaryota, Viridiplantae, Streptophyta, Magnoliopsida, Rosales, Rosaceae. The record is from the annotation of a GenBank genome assembly.
AUGGAUGUGGGUCAUGAGGUUUUCCUUCCCUAUGUGGAAGGCGAUGCAAAGUGGAUGAACAUUUUUUUCCUGCCGAUAGUUGAGGAUACUCUUGGUGAAGGGACUAGGGUGUGGCUUGGUCCAAAUGGGAUGAUGGUUGCGCUACUGCUCAUCCUCGAGAUGUGGUGGAUAAGUUUCAUAUUCUCCGAAAGCGUCGGAAUGGUAAGGCUCCCAGUCCUUAGGGUGAUAAGGUUCCUGAUCUUCAGAAUCACCAACCUCCUGGGUAAGGUGACGGGUGGGCUUUGGCAGAGGGCCAAGGUGAUCGACUCGUGGGUCGUUAAGAUCUACAAGAAUCGAGGUGGGUUUCUACCGGAGCUCCGAGAUUUGAUUCUUGUAGUCCUUGUAAAUCUUGGUUGGGGCAUGAGAUCGGUCCCUAGGCCUACGCUGUGUUGGAGUGCUAUGAAGGAAAAUGGCCAAUUGGCUCGGCAAGGUGCGCUUGAUACCUUAGGUGAUGUCAUGCUAAGGGAGUUGGUGCAACGUCAGCAUGAAGUCGCUCCACUUCUGCCUAGAGAUGCAUGUCAGUCGAAGGUUUCCUUCUGGAGGACUCCACAUGAGGGGUGUGCUGCUGAGUGUCAAGGCUAG